Messenger RNA from Metarhizium brunneum ARSEF 3297, 1662 nucleotides. RefSeq lists its product as uncharacterized. Lineage: Eukaryota; Fungi; Ascomycota; Sordariomycetes; Hypocreales; Clavicipitaceae. Gene Ontology annotation, biological process: microtubule-based movement. The record is from RefSeq and is a predicted model, not a curated record. Gene Ontology annotation, cellular component: dynactin complex.
AUGUCUUCUGGCGCAAGCACUACGCUCGCGCACAGGAGCGUGGCCACGAUAAGAUCAGGGACGUCACAAGCGCCGGCCAGUACAUCAACGCCUCACACCCCGCCAAGGACCGUCACAUCCUCAUUUGGGUCGCCAUCAACGAUCCGUGCAGAAGACGAUUUUGUACUUCUCGAGAUCGGCUCGCGUUAUAUUCGAGCUGGCUUUGCAGGCGACUCCUUGCCUAAAGCCUGCCUGUCAUGUGGACCAGGACAGCAACGGCGAGUUGGUGAUUUUCGAGCCUGGCAGGAACCGGCUUCGGGUCCUUCGAGGAAAUGGGCCGCCGAUCACGAAAUAUGGCGUUAUGACGUGCGCGAUGUCGACUUGGGCUUGUUUCGAGACAAGCUUGACCGACUGUUGCGAGAAGCAUUUACAAGGUUUCUGCUCAUUGACUCUAGGCCGAGACGACUUGGUCUUGUCCUGGAUUCGGCUGUUCCACUUCCUCUUCUAUCUUCUGUAUUGGACACCUUGUUCACCAACUUCCAAACCCCAAUCAUCUCUCUCAUGUCGACUCCCACAAUGGUAACUGUGGGAGCCGGCGUACGGUCAGCAUUGAUCGUGGACAUGGGCUGGAACGAAACUGCCGUGACCAGUGUUUACGAAUACAGGGAAGUGAAAAGCUCGAGGACUGUCAGGGGUGGCAGGAGUCUUAAUGAUGCGCUAUACAAACUGCUUCAUGCCUUGAUCCCUUCUGCAGGAGACGACGAAUCAGAAGACAGAGCCGUGGCUUUUGAAGAGUGCGAGGAAAUACUGUGUCGACUCAUGUGGUGUCGACCCUCGGCCUUCAAGUCAUCUCAGAGACAGUCUACUCAGUUGGACACGGUGGAGGAGCAGGACGAAAAUGAAGGAGAGUCAAAUCAGCCGAGCGGCAUAGCCGAAGUGCCACUUCGAUCAACAAACCCUCCCUCAACUAUCCACAUACCCUUCAAUAAGCUUGCCGAUGUCUGCGAUGAUUCAUUUUUCGACCCUUCAGCAGCUCGGACCACCUUUGAUGACCACGAACUGCCCCUCCACCUGCUUGUAUAUCAGCACCUGCUUCAGCUGCCUGUUGACGUCAGGGCAGUCUGCAUGUCUCGAAUCAUUUUCACCGGGGGCUGUUCGAAUAUUCUAGGUGUAAAGGAGAGAAUUUUGGACGAGAUUACGAGCAUUGUUGAACGAAGGGGUUGGGAGCCUGUGUUUGGCCAAAGCGUCGAGGCCUUGCGAAACGGCCGCAGAGCCCAACGCAAGGCUAGCCUCCAAAGGUCAAGCACCUCCUCUGUUGGGACGUCAGAGUCCGGCGGUGACGAUUCUGAUGGGUUGCGGUCGGAAUCGGGAACGACAGAUUCCCAAGAAGACCAAGUCGAGGCCAAGAUUACACGCAACAGGCCGAUACGGCCCCAGGUCCAGGGCCGGCUGCGAGCUAUUCACUCGCUGGGAGCCUGGGCGGGUGCCAGCUUGAUGUGUCAGUUGAAAAUUCCAGCCUUGGCCACCAUAGAUAGGGAGCUGUGGUUGCAGCAAGGCGCAAACGGAGCAUCUCGUCCGUGUGAUGUUGAUUUCAAGAACCAGCAGCGGCAAAGUAUGGGCACCAUCAGAGGAACUGGAGGCCAUCACACAAACUGGACCCUCGGCGUUUGGGGUGCCUUGUAG